This is a messenger RNA of Sinocyclocheilus grahami, 11193 nucleotides long. Its product is annotated as lipopolysaccharide-responsive and beige-like anchor protein. Gene Ontology annotation, molecular function: protein kinase binding. NCBI's taxonomy places the organism in Eukaryota, Metazoa, Chordata, Actinopteri, Cypriniformes, Cyprinidae. Gene Ontology annotation, biological process: intracellular protein localization. The coding region runs from base 1388 to 9949 and encodes 2853 amino acids. The transcript is spliced from 57 exons. Gene Ontology annotation, cellular component: membrane; cytosol. The record is from RefSeq and is a predicted model, not a curated record.
UGUAAUUCCUACAUAUGUCUGCACUAGCAUGUAUGCUUAUGUCUCUAAUUUUUCUGCACUGGAAAAUUCCUUGUGUGUGUAAACAUACUUGUAAAGCUCUUUCUGACUCCUGACAUGCUCUUCCUCUACAUGCUUAGUUCAACAAUACAUUAGAUCUGUGCAUUUAUUUGUAAAUAGUUUGACGGACCACUAUAUUGUGCAUGCAUGUUGUUUAAUUAUUAUAAACAAUCCACAUUCCAAAUAAUAACAUGAAUAUUAAUAACACAUUCUUUGAUGUCACCAAGUCAAAUCUUGAUGCAAACCACGUUUCUGAUGAAAGCAUGCCUUUUAUCCCUCUGUCCUCCAGAUGUCUCUAUGUCAUUCUCAAAGCAAGUGCAUUAUCGUAAACCACCACCACAAAAGAGCGUCCCUGACACAAGAUCUUCAGUAUGAAGUGUCAUUCUGUCCUGGCAGGUUCUCACUGUAGUCUAGUAGCUGACACACCUGAGCCAUCCCCCCUUCUCCCUUCUCUCCGCUCUCGGCGCACUGCGCAUGCGCAGCUAGCAGCGCUCAGGGUUGCCAAGUCUGUGCAAGAACUGUGCUACUUUAACACUGUUGCCGCGGGUUGUUUUCAUGUCCGCUGGUUGAAGCAACCCCAAUUAUGUGAUGUUUAGCCACCGGAAUGCAAAUUUAGACAGGGAAACCCUACCCAAAAAAGUGUAUUUUAAAUGUUAUUAUUUUUUUUACAUGUAUGCAAUUAGGAGGGUUUAGUUGUGAAAGCCUGGCAACCCUGAGCUCCACUGUCAUGGCGGAGACGGAGCGGAGCAGGAGCUGAUGCAGGAAGAGAUGGCGCUGUAAAGUGGGUUACCGCUGAAACUUCACUCCAGCAGUUCCCACAGCGGCCGAGAAGCUUGUCUUCUCUUCGGAGGGAUCCCUGAAAGCCAGUGUCGGACGUUUCUUGCCUUGUAUUUUGUAGUUUUUGCGGCUUAUCGGUGCGACUAACGUUACCUGCGCGGAAUCUCUUCAGCAUCGCGGUUUCCUGUUUGACGCGCGAACACUUCAAUUACAUUUUUGUUUAAAUGUCUUUCCUUUACUAACCCGGCGGGGCUCGACAAGCGUUGUGUUUCGUUUCUAGGCUCACCUCAGCGCGGUUUUGUCCUCCUUUUGACAAGUUCAUAGCUGUUUUUCUUCUCCACAGCAGAAUAUUCCUGUCAGUCAGGUUAGUGACAUCAACCGGCGCUUCCCGCCGAAAUUAACGGCUAAACUGGCCGUGAGUGGAGACCAGGACCUGUUCUUCACCUCUGUCAGCGUAACGUUAACGAGACAUUUCCGUACGUUUCCCCGUAGUUUAACCGGACUGUAGGGUCAGACAGGUGUCCCACCUGUUCCCCUCACCUGUGUCUCCGUCAUGGCGAGCGCAGGUGACAGCGCUGUCGGGGUUCCCAUCCGAGGGAUCCGCAUGAAGUUCGCCGUGCUGGCGGGGCUCCUGGAGGCUGGUGAAGUCUCCAACCGGGACAUUGUGGAGACGAGCUUCAAUCUGCUGGUCGGUGGACAGUUUGAUCUGGAGAUGAACUUUAUCAUCCAGGAGAUGGAGAGCAUCAUCUGCAUGGUGGAGCUGCUGGAUAAAUGUGACUCCACUUGCCAGGCGGAGGUGUGGAGUAUGUUCACCGCCGUGCUGAAGAAGAGCUUGCGAAACCUGCAGGCCUGCACUGAUAUCGGCCUCAUCCAGCUGGUGCUCCAGCGCAUCGACCGGGUCGACACCAUGAUCGCAGAUCUGAUGGUGGACAUGCUAGGUGUGCUCGCCAGCUACAGUAUCACAGUGAAGGAACUGAAGCUGUUCUUCAGUAAACUGAAAGGAGAACAAGGCCAAUGGCCUCCUCAUGCUGUCAAGCUGCUUUCCGUGCUGAAGUGCAUGGCUCAAAGAAAUGGCCCAGAUUCCUUUUUCAGCUUCCCAGGGAAGAGUGCUGCGGCUAUUGCACUUCCACCUAUUGCAAAGUGGCCGUACCAGAACGGCUUCACCUUCCACACCUGGCUGCGCCUGGACCCCAUCAAUAACAUAAACGUUGACAAGGACAAGCCUUAUCUAUACUGCUUCCGCACAAGCAAAAGUUUGGGCUAUUCUGCACACUUUGUGGGCGGGUGUCUGAUUGUCACCUCUCUAAAGUCCAAAGCCAAAGGCUUCCAGCACUGUGUGAAAUAUGACUUCAAACCCCAGAAGUGGUAUAUGGUGACCAUAGUGCAUAUCUAUAAUCGCUGGAAGAACAGCGAAAUCAGCUGCUAUGUCAAUGGAGAGUUGGCGUCAUAUGGUGAGAUCACCUGGUUUGUCAACACGAGCGAUACAUUUGACAAGUGUUUUCUGGGCUCAUCAGAGACGGCAGACGCUAACCGUGUGUUCUGUGGUCAGAUGGGGGCAGUGUAUCUGUUCAGUGAAGCUCUCAGUGCUGCUCAGAUAUUAGCCAUCUAUCAGCUGGGGCCUGGAUACAAGGGCACUUUUAAGCACAAGGCAGAGAGUGACCUGCUGUUUGCAGAACAUCAUAAGAUGCUGCUGUAUGAUGGAAAGCUGUCUGCCAGUAUCGCCUUCACCUAUAACCCUCGAGCCACUGACGCUCAGCUGUGUCUGGAGUCCUCUCCCAAGGACAAUGCUUCCAUCUUUGUGCACUCACCACACGCCCUCAUGCUGCAGGACGUCAAAGCUGUGGUGACACACUCGGUUCAGAGUGCCAUCCAUUCUAUAGGAGGAGUUCAGGUCCUUUUCCCCCUGUUUGCACAGCUGGAUUUCCUACAGCACAGCGGCGACGAGCUGGACUCCUCCAUCUGUUGCACACUACUGUCGUUUGUGAUGGAGCUGUUGAAGGGCUCUGUAGCUAUGCAAGAGCAGGUGCUGUCCUGCAAGGGCUUUCUUGUCAUUGGUUACUCACUGGAGAAGUCUUCCAAAGUACACGUGACACGACCUGUGCUGGACAUUAUCCUUGCCUUUGCCCGUUAUCUUAGCAGCCUUCCUACUGGAGUUUUGCUCUUGAAACAGCUGUGUGACCAUAUCCUCUUCAACCCUACCAUUUGGAUUCAUGCCCCAGCUAAGGUACAGCUGGUUCUCUACACCUACCUGGCCACAGAAUUCAUCAGCACCGUCAACAUCUACAACACCAUCCGCAGAGUUGGAACUGUACUGCAGGUCAUGCAUACACUCAAGUAUUUCUACUGGGUUGUAAACCCACUGGACCGCAGUGGAAUCACACCCAAGGGUCUCGAUGGGCCGAGACCAAAUCAGAAGGAGAUUCUCUCUCUCCGAGCGUUCCUGCUGCUGUUUGUCAAGCAACUUAUCAUGAAGGAUCAUGGGGUAAAGGAAGACGAACUGCAGAGUAUUCUGAACUACCUGCUCACAAUGCAUGAGGAUGAUAAUCUGAUGGAUGUUCUUCAGCUUCUGGUAGCACUGAUGUCUGAGCACCCCAGCUCAAUGGUUCAAGCCUUCGAUCAGCGGAAUGGAAUACGGGUCAUCUUUAAGCUGCUUGCAUCCAAAAGUGAAGGGAUUCGUGUGCAGGCACUCAAAGUCUUGGGCUACUUUCUCAAAUAUUUGUCACCAAAGACAAAGUCAGAGUCCAUGUUGGCUCACGGUCUGUUCUCUCUGCUGACUGAACGAUUGAUGCUUCACACGAACCAGUUCACAGUCACAACAUACAACGUGCUCUUUGAGAUUCUUACGGAGCAGAUCUGUACUCAGGUCAUUCACAAACAGCACCCAGACCCUGACUCCACCGUGAAGAUUCAAAACCCUCAGAUCCUAAAAGUGAUAGCUGCUCUCUUAAAGAACGCUUCUCCAGGAACAGAAACCAUGGAAGCACGGCGUAUCUUCCUCUCAGACAUGAUCAAACUCUUCAACAACAGCCGGGAGAACCGCAGGAGUCUGUUGCAAUGCUCGGUGUGGCAGGAGUGGAUGCUGUCUCUGUGCUUUAUAAACCCCAAGAACAGCGAGGAGCAGAAGAUCACAGAGAUGGUGUACGCCAUCUUUCGUAUCCUCCUUUAUCACGCCAUUAAGUAUGAGUGGGGCGGCUGGCGCGUGUGGGUGGACACACUCUCCAUCACGCACUCCAAGGUCACCUUUGAGGAACACAAAGACAAUCUGGCCCGCAUGUUCACCGAGUACCAGCGGAUGGGUUCUGAGGGAGGAUCUGAAAGCAUAAUCAGAACAAUAUCUGGCACCAGUCACGAUUCUCAGUUCCUUGCCUCCGCCAGUGGUGAGCUGAAUGCAGAGGAGACCGCUCCAUCUACUGUAAUUGAGCUACGUGUGGAGGAGAAGGUCACUGAUCAGCCUGGAGACAGUGAGGAAACGAGGACCCAGAUCCCAGUCACAGUGUCUAACAUUCUGGCUAGAGAUGAGGAAGAGAGACAGACAGACACCGUUGCCGCUUCUCCACAGAAAGGGGAUGAAGGUGAACAAGAUGCUACGAAAGAACCAGGAAAGGAUAAUGAAGUGAAAAGUUUGGAAGACAAUCAUAAAACAAAGGCUAACAUUGAUGGAGAGCUGGAAAGAGGUGAGGCUGACAUCACAAUGACUGAAGGUAGAGCUGAUCUGAGUGUGACAGAUGAUGCUGACAGUACUCAGACUGUGAAGCAGUACUCUGAAGCUGUGAAGAUGUCAGAUGAAGAUGAUGGCAAAACAAGCACUGCUGAAACUGAACUAAAUGUUCAGGUUGAAGAUAAAGAGAAAGGACCUGGAGAUUCUUCUCCUGAAGCUGUAAAGGAAGCCAGAGUGGAAGAAACCUCUGAGACUUCGGCCCACCAGGAGACCAGCACAACUUUGGCCUCCGUCACAAAGGAAGAUAGUGCCGAUGUUUCCUCAGUCAGCAACUUCGUAAAGGUCAGUGAUGACAGCACGGAGGAGUCGUCUUUUGUUUCAGCCACAGCUGGAGAGACUGAUGACAAUGGUGCUGAAAAGGAAGAUGAAGGAAAGGAGAAAGAAAAGAAUCUAGAAACCGAUAAAGCUGUGAAGCCACUGCAAAAUGAGAAAGUAGAGGAAACCGAGGAUGUACCAGCUGCCAUGAUGGAGGUGGAUUUAAACCAAAGCACCUCCACCGAUGAGACCAAGCUUCACACAGAGACUACAGCGUCUACAGCUAGCCCUAGCACUGAGAGUGUCUCACAGGAUCCAGGAACUAACCAAGACACUCUGAAGACAGCAGGGACCGAGACCUUAGCAACUAAAACCAAAGAGAUUAAAAUUGCUAGACUGGAUGUGUCAAGUGUGGCCUCAGACACAGAGAGACUGGAGCUGAAGGACGCCUCAACAACAAACCUGAGCCCAAAUCAGGCAACUGCCUCAAGCCCCUCAGCUCAGGGCAAUGAGGGCUCGUCUUCGGCACGGUCCACCAUGUUCCGUAUCCCAGAGUUCAAGUGGUCUCAUAUGCACCAGCGUCUUUUGACCGACCUGCUGUUCUCCAUCGAGACCGAUGUGCAGAUGUGGAGAAGUCAUUCGACUAAGACAGUUAUGGACUUUGUGAACAGCAGUGAGAACGUGAUGUUUGUGCACAACACUGUCCAUCUAGUCUCUCAGGUGGUGGACAACCUCAUCAUGGCCUGUGGAGGAAUCCUUCCUUUGCUGUCUGCAGCCACCUCUUCUUCGCAUGAGCUGGAGAACAUUGAGCCGUCUCAGGGUUUGGCUGUGGAGGCGUCACUGAUGUUCUUGCAGAGGCUGAUCAAUCUCGUGGACGUGCUGAUCUUCGCCAGUUCACUCAACUUCACUGAAAUUGAAGCAGAGAAGAACAUGUCUUCUGGAGGAAUCCUGAGACAAUGCCUGCGUCUGGUGUGCGCGAUGGCUGUGAGAAACUGUCUGGAAUGUCAGCAGCACACUCUGGGUAAGUCUGGUGCAGAGAGCAGCCAUGGACAGCAAAGCCUUCUGGGAGCCGCCAAGUCUAUACCAGCACAGAGUCCUGUGGACAUUGUGACAGGAGGGAUGUCUCCUAUCAGAGAUUUAGACCGGCUUCUGCAGGACAUGGACAUCAAUCGUCUCCGUGCUGUAGUGUUCAGAGACAUAGAGGACAGUAAACAGGCUCAGUUCCUGGCCCUGGCAGUGGUCUACUUCAUCUCUGUACUCAUGGUAUCCAAAUAUCGAGACAUCCUUGAGCCACACAAUGACAAAAGACAUGCCCAGCGCUCACAGUCUGUCAGGAGCACAGAGAGUGUUCAGUCUGAUCUUGAGAACGGUUUGUCUCAUCAUCGAGAAUCUAGUAAUGAGGAUGCGAAAACCUCAGUCAUCCCCAGUGAUGCCGAGACACGGACCGGCCCGGAUGCUGUAUCUGAAGCCCUGUCUACUUUGUCCUCUGAAGUCAGGAGAAGUCAGGAGGUCACUGAUAGAGACAGCAAAGGAAAAAACGUCAAUGUCAAGGAUAUUCUGAGAAGUCUGGUUGGUGCUCCCUCUGAUGACAUUAUGGUGGACCCUAGCCUUAUACCGCCCGGGUUUCUGGGUGCAGUGGGCGAUGCUUCCCGUGACCAGUCCGUCCAGUUUCACUCCUUCGACAGGAGUGUUGUUGUGGCACCUAAGAAAAUGGGUGGGGCUCCCUCACUAGGAAUGAGUACAGUCUCCGCAGCUGCGUCCGUCCCAUCAGCCACUGCUGCAUCCUCAGGUGAAACUACAGACAACAGUGUGUCAGUGGUAUCUGCAGGAGAAGCUGUUCAGAGCACAGAGUCCGCCCCAGGAGGAACCUCCACCAGCUCCAACCUGCCAUCUGUCCCUGCUUUACCCCCAGUGACCCAGAGCUCCACCCCCAACAUGAGUAUUUCAGAGAGGUUGGAACAUGCUCUGGAGAAGGCAGCUCCUUUACUCCGAGAGAUUUUUGUGGAUUUCGCACCGUUCCUCUCUCGCACACUGCUGGGCAGUCACGGACAGGAGCUGCUCAUCGAGGGCACCAGUCUUGUGUGCAUGAAGUCCAGCAGUUCUGUGGUUGAACUGGUCAUGCUGCUGUGUUCUCAGGAGUGGCAGAAUUCCAUCCAGAAGAACGCGGGCUUGGCCUUCAUCGAGCUUGUGAACGAGGGCAGACUGCUGAGCCACACCAUGAAGGACCAUCUGGUGCGUGUAGCUAAUGAGGCCGAGUUCAUUCUGAGCCGCCAGAGAGCAGAGGACAUCCACAAGCACGCGGAGUUUGAGUCUCAAUGUGCUCAGUAUGCCGCUGAGAAACGCGAUGAGGAGAAGAUGUGCGAUCACCUGAUCAGGGCCGCCAAGUACCGGGAUCACGUCACGUCCACCCAGCUCAUCCAGAAGAUUGUGAACAUCCUCACAGAUAAGCACGGAGCCUGGGGCUGCUCUACUUUCAGCAGACCGCGGGAGUUCUGGCGCCUGGACUACUGGGAGGAUGACCUGAGGAGACGUCGGCGCUUCAUCAGGAACCCAUUUGGAUCCACACACUCUGAGGCCACGCUCAAGGCUGCAGCAGAGCAUGCUGCUGGUAUUAAAGCUCCAGAGGAGGACGUGCUGAAAGGCAAACAGUCCAUCAGGAGUUCAGUGCUGGGGAAUCAGAACUCAGAGAGUGAGCUGCUCUUGGAGGACGAUGACACUCUCUCAUCCUUGGAGGAGAAGGACUUGGAGAACCUCACAGGGCCUGUUAACCUGAGCACCAGCGCACUGUUGGUUGCACCCGCUGUAGUGGUAAAAGGCACACUGUCCAUCACGGCCCUGGAGUUAUACUUUGAGGUGGAUGAAGAAGACCCGAGUUUUAAGAACAUUGAUCCCAAGAUUUUGGCCUACACAGAGGGUCUGCAUGGGAAAUGGCAGUUCACAGAGAUCAGGGCAGUUUUCUCUCGCCGCUAUCUGCUACAGAAUACAGCGCUGGAGGUCUUCAUGGCCAACAGAACGGCAGUCAUGUUCAACUUCCCAGAUGCAGCCACAGUGAAAAAGGUGGUGCACUGUCUCCCCAGAGUUGGAGUCGGGACGAAUUUCGGCCUUCCUCAGACCAGACGGAUUUCUCUGGCCAGUCCGAAACAGCUUUACAAGGCCUCCAACUUGACCCAGCGCUGGCAAAGACGAGAGAUCUCCAACUUUGAGUACCUCAUGUUCGUCAACACCAUCUCUGGCCGUACGUUUAACGAUCUGAACCAGUAUCCUGUGUUCCCCUGGGUAAUCACCAACUACGACAGCGACGCUCUCGACCUCACUCUCCCCAGCAACUACAGAGAUCUGUCCAAGCCCAUUGGUGCACUCAACCCAAAGAGGGCUGCAUUCUUCUCUGAACGCUUUGAAUCAUGGGAGGACGAGCAGGUGCCCAAAUUCCACUACGGCACGCACUAUUCCACCUCCAGCUUUACUCAGAUGUGGCUACUGAGGAUUGAGCCUUUCACGACAUUCUUCCUGAAUUUCCAAGGUGGGAAAUUUGACCACGCAGAUCGCACUUUCUCCUCAGUGUCCAGAGCCUGGAGAAACUGCCAGAGGGACACGUCUGAUGUGAAGGAGCUGAUCCCUGAGUUCUAUUACCUCCCUGAGAUGUUUGUCAACUCCAAUAAUUACAACCUGGGAGUGAUGGAUGAUGGGACGGUGGUGUCAGAUGUGGAGCUGCCGCUCUGGGCCAAGAGUCCUGAGGAGUUUGUUCGCAUCAACCGACUCGCUCUGGAGAGUGAGUUUGUGUCCUGUCAGCUGCAUCAGUGGAUCGAUCUGAUAUUCGGAUACAAGCAGCAGGGACCUGAGGCCGUCAGAGCUCUCAAUGUCUUCUACUACCUGACUUAUGAAGGAGCAGUCAACCUCAGCUCCAUAUCUGACCCCAUGCUCAGAGAGGCUGUGGAGUCUCAAAUCAGAAGUUUUGGACAGACACCCUGCCAGCUGCUGAUCGAGCCCCACCCGCCACGCAGCUCUGCCAUGCAGGUGUAUCUCCUUCUGCAGACCCCACUGAUGUUCACAGAGCAGAUGCAGCAGGACGUCAUCAUGGUACUCAAGUUCCCGUCCAACUCGCCUGUCACCCACGUGGCCGCCAACACCCAGUCAGGCCUGACCAACCCAGCGGUCAUCACAGUCACCGCCAACCGCCUCUUCGCCGUCAACAAGUGGCACGGCCUCACUGGUCAUCAGAGCGCUUCUGUGCAAGACCAGCAGUACCAGUUACCGGUUGAGAUUGACCCUUUGAUAGCCAGUAAUGUGGGCAUUCACAGGAGGCAGAUCUCAGAUCUGUUAGAUCAGAGCAUCCAGGUAAAUGCUCAGUGUUUUAUCAUCACGGCCGACAACCGCUUCAUGCUGCUGUGUGGCUUCUGGGACAAGAGCUUCCGCGUCUACUCCACUGAUACAGGUAAACUGACACAGAUUGUGUUUGGCCAUCUUGAUGUGGUGACCUGUCUGGCGCGCUCAGAGUCAUACAUUGGCGGAGACUGUUACGUUCUGUCCGGCUCCAGAGACGCCACAUUACUGCUCUGGUACUGGAACGGCAAGCACAGCAGCAUUGGAGAGAACCCUGGGACAGAAUUCGUGACUCCUCGGACGAUCCUGACGGGUCAUGAUUGUGAAGUCACGUGUGCGAGUGUGUGUGCAGAGCUGGGACUGGUCAUCAGUGGCUGCAAAGAGGGUCCGUGUCUCGUCCACUCUAUGAACGGUGACCUGUUGAGGACUCUGGAGGGUCCAGACGGCUGUGUGCGACCACGUUUGGUUCUGUCCUCCACCGAGGGUCACUGUGUCAUUUAUUAUGACAAGGGCCACUUCUGUGUGUUCAGCAUCAACGGAAAACUGUUGGGACAUAUGGAGGUGGAAGACAGCGUGAAGGCGAUGCUGCUCAGUAAAGAUGGCCAGUAUCUGCUGACCGGAGGAGACGCAGGAGUUCUCAGCAUCUGGCAGAUUCAUGAUCUCAAGCAGCUCUUCACGUACCCGGGAUGUGAUGCUGGAAUACGCUCUAUGGCUAUGUCACAUGACCAAAGAUGCAUCAUCACUGGGAUGGCGUCUGGUAGCAUUGUUCUGUUCUACAAUGACUUCAACAGAUGGCACCACGAAUACCAAACUAGAUACUGACCCCGUGAGGCCACAGAGGGAACAGAGCAACCACGACCCUUCAUACAGACACUACCAACUACCAAGAGGCAUGAAUGUAUUCUAAAUAUUUAAAAAGCAAAACUAUUUUUUAAAAAUGGCAUUGCUAUAUUUUGUAGAUCUUAUUGAAUUUCUUACUAUAUAAAUCCUAGGGAGGGGUUAUAUACCUAAUAUUUGGAGGAAAAAAAAUCUAUUUUUAGCCGUCGAAGUCUUUGCUCUUGUGAAAACGACUGGUCAAUAGCUAGACGACUCUAUUUGUGUAUAGUGUCUAUGGGUAGCUGAUUAGUUUGUGUAACUUAGGGAGGGUGAGUUUGUUUUUUAAUUCUUUCCUUCUCAUUUGCUGUGAUUAUUUUGACAGGAUGCCUCUAAACGUCAUGUUUUGUAGUUUAAUAGCUCAGUUCCUAAAGCUAACAGGAAGCUGCCUCAUUUUUUGGAGAGACUUAUGGGAAUUAUAUUCAUAGAUUAAAUAGAUAUCCGUCUGCAGACAUAUCAAGGCAUCCACUUCAAAUGUUCACUUUAUGAAUGGAAAAGUGGCCUGAAAUGAGAGAAACCUGAAGUUGUGUUGAAACGUGAGUGGACCUCUUGUGUGAUCAUGUAAUGAUGUCGCUUUAGAAACUGAAGGGAUAUGAUUCUGCAUAUGAAGGGAUAGUAAUUUAGAAAUUAUAUGAAUUAUCUUCAUGGUUUGGGGUGUGUUUUUAUCUUUUGUGUUUGUUCCACAUCUAUCAAGUGUUCCAGAACGUAACCAUCUUUUUUCUUUUCUUUGAGGAGAUGCAAGUGAUGAUAAAAAAUAUGAAUGUCCAUUUCAAGUGUCAUCAAAUAGUCUUUUUGUCGUUUCACCACUGUGCUUUUACCCUUAGUGUAUGCAGACAUGAAUGAGGGCAGAGCGUCAGAUUUUGUUAGCAAUCUAAAAUUGGAUGAAAAAAAAAAAAACAUUACAAUAUUUCACUAUAUGUGGUUCAUAAUACAUCCGGCUCAAGAUAUAACCCUGUAGAUCACACUCAGGGCAAGCAGGGGUCUGUCCAAUUACAAGAAAGAGUUUAUUUCUUGGUUUGAGUCAGCUAUGGUGUGAUUCUGACAUUGACAAUGCAGUCUGAUUCCUUUGGUUUGGUUCGUUACUGUUGUAUCAUGUUAUGUCUCGGCUAAAUCACAGUCAGAUUGGAAUGAGCGUCUUAUGACGUGUGUGAUGAACUCGAACAAUAAAAUGGCAUUUUGUACCAAUAAAAAAA